Caretta caretta (loggerhead turtle) is the source of this 10569-nucleotide messenger RNA. It is a transcript of the gene ST8SIA1, whose product is annotated as ST8 alpha-N-acetyl-neuraminide alpha-2,8-sialyltransferase 1. Gene Ontology annotation, biological process: oligosaccharide metabolic process; N-glycan processing. The record is from RefSeq and is a predicted model, not a curated record. Gene Ontology annotation, molecular function: alpha-N-acetylneuraminate alpha-2,8-sialyltransferase activity. Lineage: Eukaryota; Metazoa; Chordata; Testudines; Cheloniidae.
UAAACCUGCUGCCAGCUCCAGCCCGGGAGGCGCUGAUCUGAACGGGUCCAAGGAGAUCAUUUUUUCCUGCGAGGGGAAAAAAAAAAAAAAAAGCCUGAUUUCCGGUCACCCUGCUGUCGUGUCCUCCCCCCCCCCCCCCCAAGAUUUCAGAGGUGCAGGCGAAGGUUGCCGGCAGCUCCUGGGGGGAGGGGCACAGCUCUUUGUUCCCGUCGGAUUUGGGGAGCAAAGGAGGGAAGAGUGGAAAUGUACCAGGACGUGCUGCAGUGACAGCUCCCCGGGUGCUGAGUGCCUGGCAGGGGGAAGGGGAGCAGGGGACCAAAUGACUGUGAGGAAGGGCGCAAGCGGCUGAGACCUGCCGCUCCCGGGACUGAGCUGCGAGCCGCGGGGCUGGAUGGCAUCCGCCGCCGGCCUCCGGGAUGGCCCCCGUCCCUAGAGCCCCGGGGCGGCCGGCGGGGAGCCCCCGCGGGAGCGGGCUCGCCAUCGCGGCGGCUCUGGGUCUGGUGCAUGGCCGGGGGCUUUGGCGCGCCGGCGGCCGCUCGCCGGGACGGAUGAGUGACUGCAGCCCGGCCCGGAGGAAGGUCUGCCGGUGGGGGAGGAGGAGGAUGGCGGCCGCGGGGCCGGUGUGUAAGUGUCCCCGGACCCGGCUGCCCGUAGGGGGGGCCAGCGCCUUGUGUGUCUUUGUCCUUUGCUGGCUCUACAUCUUCCCCGUGUACCGGCUGCCCGACGAGAAGGAGGUCGUGCAGGGGGUGCUGCUGCAGCAGGGCAAGGCGUGGAGGAGCAACCAGACCGCAGUCACCGGCUUCAGGAAACAGCUGGAAGACUGUUGUGACCCCAGUCAGCUCUUUGCCAUGACAAAACAGAACUCUCCACUGGGAAAGAACCUCUGGUUUGAUGGGGAAUUUUUACAUUCUGUCACUAUUGACAAUGCAACUUACUCCCUUUUCCCACAGGCUACCCCAUUACAGCUCCCAUUGAAGAAAUGCUCCGUGGUGGGAAAUGGUGGGAUUCUGAAGAAGAGUGGCUGCGGCAGACAAAUAGAUCAAGCAGAUUUUGUCAUGCGAUGCAACCUUCCUCCUCUGUCCAGUGAAUACAGCAAGGAUGUUGGAUCCAAGACCCAGCUGGUGACAGCUAAUCCCAGUAUAAUUGAGAAAAGAUUCCAGAAUCUGCUUUGGUCUAGAAAAACCUUUGUGGAUAGUGUUAAAGUCUAUAACCAUAGCUACGUCUAUAUGCCAGCCUUCUCUAUGAAGACAGGGACAGAGCCAUCCCUACGGGUUUACUACACCCUGGAGGACUUUGGUGCCAACCAGACGGUGCUCUUUGCCAAUCCCAACUUCCUCCGUGACAUUGGCAAGUUUUGGAAGAGCAAAGGAAUCCAUGCCAAGCGGCUUUCAACAGGUCUCUUCCUUGUCAGCGCAGCCCUAGGUCUGUGCGAAGAAGUAACCAUCUAUGGCUUCUGGCCUUUUUCAGUGGACCUGCAUGGAAGGUUUAUCAGCCAUCAUUACUAUGACAAUGUGUUGCCUGAUUCUGGGUUCCAUGCCAUGCCAGAAGAGUUUCUACAGCUCUGGUUUCUUCAUAAAAAUGGUGUAUUGAGAAUGCAGCUAGAACAAUGUGAGGCCCCUUUACUCCAGUCCUCUGCUUAAGGACCAUAAGGAAGGGCAUGGGGGAUCCUCUUCGUUUUAAUUUCCAUAUUCUCCAAAAAGAAAAUUAAAAGAGAAGGGGAAAAUAUUUAUGGAUUUGCAGAGACCUUAAAGAUGCUACUUGUUCCAUUGAUAACAUGAAGGCCAAACAAGAGACAAGUCCUUACACACAGUGUUAAGGAACAGAGAAAUAAGUAGCUUUCAUGGAAUUCACUCUGCAUAAUUAUGAAAUUACUGUUGGAAGCAGCAUCCCUGAUCUUGAUUGGUUCUCAUUUUAAAAGAUCAAUUUAAAAGGGGCAUUAAGCGUUGGAUGGAGGCUGACUGUGCUAAAUACUACUGGCUGUUGAAAAUCCAUUUAAUUCCAGAUUAGCACAACCCCCUUUCUUUCUUUCCUUUCUUACUACUUUCCUUCAAGCCACCAGCUCUCAGUGACUUCAAGGGACGGAGCUGAGGGUGCUUAGACUCUGGUGAAACAGUGCCCAGUUUUUGUAAUAGAGCAGUCCCUGUAUAUUGGGGAAAACCCCUACCUAACCACAGUGUUUAGCAGUGGUAGUCCAGAACACUUCAGUUUACAGCCAUGUUAAUGUAGCAUUGUGGACUAGAGGUGGUUGGAAAAUGGUAAUAAAUUUUAAUGAAACACUGACAAAUUCUUUGGGAAAUGUCGAAGCUAAAAACAAUUCUAGUAGCUUGGUUUUGGCCUAUUGUUGUAGAAUAGUACGUUUUGUAAUAAGGGCUGCUCCUGACCAAUUUACUGUACAUUCUUUGAGUCUAAUUCUGUAUUCCUUCUUACGUCAAAUGCUCAUUGAUCUCAAUGGGAGUUUGAGGUCCACAAAGGAAUGCAGGCCCAGGUUCUUAAUUUACUUGUAGCACAGACGGUACACAGUGAGCACAGGUGUCUUUUAAAAUUUGUUAAAACAAUGAAAAUCCUUUUUCCUUGAAGCGGUGUUCUGUUUGUGCGAUUAGAUCCCGUCCUGUUUGUAUUGCAAUGCUGGCCGUAAAGUCUUAUUUUUUAUUUUUCUCCCCAGAUCAUCUCUGGUCCAAGAUAUUGUUUGAAAAAUAAAACCGCCCUUGGGAGCACUCUUUAAAAACUACAUAGUGAGCAAAAAGUAAAUGACCCUGUCAGGUGCUUACAUAACACAGUCACUCUCCUUGAAAUCAGUGAGUUAUGUAAGUGUGUACAUUUCACUUAGGCUGCUCUAGCCUUUUCAUCGCUUCACAGACUGUUUUCAUUUUAUUUAUUUCUCAGCCAGCCCAUGGUCCUGGAAACUUUCUAAUGCAGUGUAAAUUAGUACUCUUAUUUUUAGGACUGUGACAAAAAUAAAAUAUUGGUACAUCAUCUUUGUUGCAAUUUCUGCUGCAAGAUUAGCCUUUUAAAUUCAGAUUUGCAUCCUUGUUGCUCUCUACUCCAUCACUAGUAGCUACAAACUGUCAAAACGGCAAAAAACGAGAACAACAGACAUUGGAUUGCCAAAGGUAUUUCCUGUGCUAUGCAUAUUCAUUCCAAACAGGCAAUGCUCUUUUUUUGGUAUGUCCUAUCAUGCUUUGAUGAUGAUUUUAUUUUUAGUGUCAGCUGCCUGCAAUAUGGAAAUAAUAAUUUUAAAAAUCCCUCAAAUGUCUGUGUAGGACAGAAACAGAGAAAUCUUCACACUUCUGAUUUUUUUAACUGUACAUUUCAGAAUAAAAUCAUUUUAAAGAUUAAUAUUCCAGAACAUGAAAGGGGCAUCAUUAUUAAAGUUUGCAUUUCAGUCUUAAAAGAAGGUGGGAGAUUAUUUGUAUUACAUAGUGUUUUAGAAAUUUGUAUGCUCGAAUUUGACUGGGUUCUAUCAUUUGCUUUAUCUUUGUCUAUAUUAAGAAGGUAAAAUGAACAAAUGUGACAAAAUGCUGCAUAACCUGGUAAUUCUUUCAUGAUGGACCUGUUCAUUUUAUUUAUGCAAGGGUAUUCAGCAAAGGAGGAUUUCAGAGAAUCAAAUAAUUUCCUUACUGUAAGUUGUAGCAAGUUUUACUAAGCUUUUUUUGGGACCAGAAUAGAUGACUGGUGUUUUAUUGUACAUGUCAGGACUGUGAAGUAUUUCUUGAGAAAUUGUUGUCUGUACGAACGUAACCAGUUUGGAAUUCUGUUCUCCCAGGCUUUGGGGAAAUAAUCUGAGCAGGGUCAUGAGAAAAUUGGUAUCUUCACUGGAAAGCUUAGUACAGUGGUUCGUACCUUAUGGCUUGGAGCUACUGAUGGGAUCCUCAGCAAUUGUCUUGUGCAUGGGGGACAUCCCAUUCCUUCUCUGUUUUAUUGAAGCAGCAGACUUACUGAAUCUUUUCCUAAUGAUCUCUAUGGGUCCUUCCUGACAUUUGAAAUCUAUCAUACUGAAUCCCGAGAGAUCUCCUAUAAAAUGCUGAGAGAACCAGAGAGGCCCAAGGUACACUUAAAAUCUUCCAUUCUGGUACUGGGAAUAUUAACCAAUUCUAGCUGUAUUUCCUAUUUAAGAACAAGUAAUAGCUCUACCCAUACAUUUCUAAGGGCUUAUCUACAUGAACACGUAGUUCACGACAAGCUGGCGUGUGAAUCUAUCCUCCACUAACCCGACACACACUGAGUGUCUGUGUAGAUCCUACUGCAGUGCUUUUGAUCUACCCUGAAGCAUAAUUAAAGUUCAGAAUUCCAGAUACAGACUUUGUAUUUUAGGCUGCCUGGUUUUGUCUGUGUUUUUCUCGUGAUCAGACAGAAGGCUGCCAUGUUGCGGGAAAAGCUACCUGUCACUGUCCCAGUGGAAGUAAAGUAAACUGUGGUUGCUGCAGCAGCUGUGUAGGAGGAGAGUACAGGUUUAUAACAGAAGGGGAAGUCAUGCCACAAUGAAGAAGUUGAUGAAAUCCUAGGUUCCUCCCUCAUAUAUCACCUCCAACAAGCUAAUAUCCUGUGUUACUGUCUCCUUCAUGAAGGCAACUUCAUGCUUUAGGUGGAUGGUGAUGAUGACGAAGAAAGCAUUCCACUCUUCUUCCCCUAGAUAACUACACUAUGUCUCUGCAGCAAGAGCUCUCUUGUGGUUGGUAGAAUCUUGUUAGGCCAUUGCACUUGGUAUUGGUAAAAGUGAGGGCUUCCUUGUCCCACAGUUGGUGAGGUGUAGGAGAGCUCACAUAGAGUUGCUAUUGAUUAAGAGUAGAGUGUGUCUCUAAGGUACUCUCUUUUAAGUUGCUUUAAAGUUUCAGUAGUUUGUGGUUUUGGGAAAUAGGGACAACAUAACUUCAGAGGCACAGGACAAACUUCUCCUCUUGGUUCUGCAGGGAGGAACUCUAUUGCAACCCUUCGGCACGCGGCCCAUCAGGGUAAUCUGCUGGCGGGCUGUGAGACAUUUUGUUUACGUUGACCAACUGCAGGCAUGCCCCCCCCCCCCCGCAGCUCCCAGUGGCCACGGUUCGCCAUUCCCAGACAAUGGGAGCUGUGGGAAGCACUAGUCUGGCACUAAAAACAAUCUGCAGAGCAGUCUGAGUCUUGUUUUUUCAGAUGAUCUGUAUAAAUUUACAGUACAAGUUAUGCAGAUCUACUGUUUUUCUAUUUAAGGGCCUGAUCCAGUGCUUACUAACGGCAAAGGGAGUGUUUCCAUUGACUGCAAUGGGCGUUGGAUCAGGUCCGAAAUAUAUAAAGUGGAGAACAUUUUAAAGUAUCCUAGUAACAAUAUGAACCUCUAUUUCUAGCUCAUGUUUUCCAUCAUUUUCUUUGCCAUUUCAAAAGAGUACCCUUAUAAUAUCCCCAAAUUCUGCGGCAUCCCUUUUGUAAGCUGUAGUGUUUUGGACCGUUACUCUACAGUACUGCAGUAUGUAUUCUAAAGAAUAUUUGGGAUAGCUUCAUUUUAGCUCAUUGCUGCCUUCUGCUUGAGUCUGCAAUUAGUCAACAAGGAGUCUGUAACAUCACAGUCAUGGCUGCGGGAAUAGACUGCGAUGUCACAGAUGCAACACUAUAGGCUUGAUUCACUCCACUGGAUAGGUGACAUUUGCACUGCUGCCUUCACCCAGUAAUUCCUCCACAGGAGGGCAGCUUUAAACUGUUGCUGGGGCUCCAUGGGAGCCCUGUUGGCAAAUACUUCCUGGGAGAUGUGCUGAAUUUGGCAUAUCCUCAGAGUGCCCUGGCCAUGCCACUGUGUCCAGUGCCAUCCAUUUUGGGGCUAUAUUGCCUACCAGUAGGGCCCUUUGUGGAACGAUGGCUCUGGAUACCAUGUGAUACUGUUCCCUUCCUGCUUCUGUAUGGACUUUCCUUCUCUGGAUGCCCAGGAUUUCCUUGCCAUGUCCAGGUUCACUAAGAAGUAAAGGUUUUCUAAAGGAAAUCCUCCACGUUUUUUCCUGUCCAGUCGCCUUAUUGAAGUCAGAUUUUUCCAAACUCCUUUUAUUAUGAUUUUUAAAAUCAGUCAGAAGUCUUUUGACUUUUGACUGAUUUUUAAAAUAAUUAAUAAUAAAAGGAGUCUGGAAAAAUAUAUACAUAAAUAACUGCCACUUUAAAGCAUACCUUUUGAUAAAUGAUGUUAUCAUCCAUUUUAAAUCUUACCAACUAACCAUAGGAUGGAUUUUGGUGAUAAAGGUCCAAAUUCUGUGCUGACUUACACCCCGUAAAUAUGAUUGGAGUGAAUGGAGUUGUCCUGGGUGUAAACCCAAUGGAGAAUUUGGCUAUAAAGCAGCAUGUAUUGAGACUGUUUCAUAGAGGAUAUUAUUUUAAAAUAAUUUCUAGGUGGUUUGGGGGGAAUUCCAGAUAUAUUUUUGUAUUAGUUUUACAUUUAUUUCAAUUAUUUUCAUGUUUUAUGCUGGCAAGAAUGUUUUGUCACUAGGACUGCUCUUUGGCAGUAGACAUCUGGCAUUUGUACAGUGAAUGCUUUAAAAAUGCAAUUGAAACAGGAUUUUGAUAGUUGAAAGUUAUGAAAUUACUAACAAAUUUACUAGCCUGUUUAAUAAACAUAAACUGGCAAAUGUUCCUAAAAGAACCUCAAGUAUCAAAAGGAAGUUAUACUUACUCCCUUCUGUUUAUACACGGUAUACAACUACUGGAAGACAGAAUGUCAUUUGCUAUAUGAUUUCUGUUAAUUGUUUUCACUGGUGUAUAUUGAGCCCUGGUAGGACUGUCUCCAAAAUGAUGAACAUUUGAAAAUAAAAAGUGUCUAAAUGAAGCUGUUGUAUAGUAUCUCCAACCAGCAAACCACAUGGGGCACUCUGUGAACGUUAAAACAGCAUUCCAUGUUCUCCCCUCAACAGUGUGAAGACUUUUGGUCUGAUUCAAAGGGAGUAUGGGGUCAUUACAACCUCAGGAUGGCACCAUACAAGCCCUACUUCCAUUGAGUGCUUCUGGGAAUUGGGAGGUGACCUUAGUGGCUGGAGCUAGCCCUGCUUUCACCACAGCUCUGAAACCAGCGUAUUAUACCAGAUCCUAAUUUACCACCAGUAUUAUGAAGUAUACAGUGACUGCAAGGUUAAUACAUAUUUUUUGUUGUCUUGACUUUCAAAGAUGUUAAGCAACCACAGCUCCUACUGAGAUCAGUAGGAGAGGUAGUGGCUUAUCACUUAUGAAAAUUAGCUUAUUUGUUGCUCUGAAGUGCUUCUUGAGACUGAGGCAAGUAAGGAUUUAGUCUCAUUUAAAUAAUUAGGAGUUUUGCCUGUUGGAUUGUGGCCUCUGUAUGCAAAAUGACAUGCACGGGAUACUGGAAAACCUGCAUUGUUCCCCCAGGUGCAAUCUAAAAAUUGAACAAUUCAAAUGUUGGUCAAAGAUAACUUCUCUUCUGUGGUCCUGAUCCUUCUUCCCUGGCAGUGAACCUCCAUUACCAUUAUAUAUAUACUGUCUUGCAGUAGCAUAGAAAGAUUCCAGUCAGGAUUGUAGUGGAGUUAAACAUAUAUGAUGAUAUAGUAAGGCAGUGGGGCAUAAGCAAAUGCUUAAAUGCUUUGCUGAAUAAGGACCUAAAUUAGUCAAAGACUACCAGCUCUCCCUUCCUCCCUGGAGCAGUUAACUUCUCCAUCUCUUCAGCAGACAUCACAGUGGCACCAUAACAGCUAAGAAAGAUGCUCAAAAACAUUUCAGGAAGGGGCUGAUCCAAAGCCAAUGUUCUGUUGACUUCAGUGGGCUUUGGUCCAGGCCCUAAGUCUAGAAAUAGUAACAGUCACACUGGAAAAGAUUCAGGUUAAAUUAGAGCUGGAAAUUUUGCAAGAAAAAGCUUGCAUGUGAGAUUUCAUGUCCUUCCAAUAUCAGUCAAUCUGGAAAUACAACUAGUAAUGCACAGAGAGGAGCAUGAUUACAUCAGAGCCACAAACUUCUCAUUUCUAAUCCUAGUUCUGACACUGACCUGCCUCCGUGCUGGGGUUUCCCCUUCUGGAACAUGGCAAUAAUAUUUUACCUUCCUUAAAGGUGUUUGAAGCAUUAAUUAGUUGAUGUUUGUGAAGUGCUUUGAAAAUGAAAAUCACUAUACAAACGAUUGAUUUAUUAUUUCAGCACUUCCAUUCUGAUCAGAACCAGGGAGUGCAAUGGCAAGAUUAUUUUGAAAAUUAAAAAAAGUUGGUUGAAGAUUUUGUUAGCAAUUUGGAUAGUUCCUAUUUGAUAACAGCCAGUUCACCCUUCCUGGUUUAGGGUACAGUGAGGAUACUGCCUUCAGACUGUCAGAGGUUUUAACAGACCAUAUGGGUUUUCCACCUCUCUCAGUAAGUGAACGUUUUUGCUUUUUAAUGGAAAAAAGAAAGUCCAAAUAAAACACAGAAGCAAAUUAUGAGCCAGAUUCUCAGCUGGCAUAAAUCAUUGUAGAGCCCUUCAUUUCAAUAGAGCUAUGCAGAUUUCAACCAGCUGAGGGUCUGGCUGUACAGUUAUAAAAUUGAUGGAAAUAUGCCUACAAACCUUUCAAAUGUAUACGUUUUUAAACUAUUCUAAGAUUAUGCUAUUUAGUUAAAGGUACUUUUCUGUAAACUAGUUGUUUUCCAUAAAUACAAAGCACAAGUGGCUCCUUUGGAUGGGUAUAUGUUGGUUGCAACUGUGAAGCAGACAUGUUAUUGCAAUUUACAAUCCUGCCACAUUAAGGUAUCAUAGUGCAAAAACAAAUCAUACUUUGAGUGGGACAGGAUGUGUUUUCCAAUAUGAGACCCUAUUUCAAUAUAUAUGUAAAAUAAAUGGAGCAUACAAUAUUCUGUGUAUUCAAGUAUAGUGCAUUAGGGGAAAAAUGUAAAAAAUAAAGUUUCUAUGAACCAAGUAAAGACAAAAACCUUCAUCAUAGCAAUGAAGACUUACCAAUAAAUACCUGUUUCACAGAAACACAUACCCUCAAAUAAAAGAUUGUCUCUGAAUUCAGAUCAUACUAAUGUUUUCCACUCAUUGUCAAAAGACUUUGUUAGACUUUAAUGAGGCCAUUAUAGGUUUUUUUCUAGCACCUGCUUGCUUUUUGGGUUGGAGGAGGGGCGUUUCCCCUUUUCUGGUGACUUUUGCAUGCAAUAAACUUAUUGUUUAGGAAGUUCUUUCUGUAAUUUAUAUCAAAGGUUCAAUUCUAAUCUCAGAUGCUACUUGUCUUGAAAAUUUAGCUGCUGUUUGUUCUUCCCAUGCUCUGUGCCAUUUCUCUUCAUCACAGUACUAAUGCAUUGUGAUAGACACUGGACCUCUGGAAUUAGUUUUGAUCAUUAAGUACCAAUGAUCAUCAGGAACUAGAAAAUAGACUGGCUGUAACAGUCCUUGGUUUUAGCCUAGACUGAGGGCAACCAAACAGUGAAUCUGUAUAAUAUUUGUAAUGCGCUCACAGUCAAUAGGGCAUCAGUGAAAUGCAAGUCAGUUUCAAAAGUUCUGGGGAAAAGAUCUAGGCCUCCUUUAUAAACCUGACUUAACGAUAGUCUAUAAUACUGCAAAUAGAAAAACAUGUUGAUUAUUAUUCUACAGCUCCUUAUAAUUCCUAUCCAUCCUCUGUUCUGUACUAUUCUAGUUACCUUUCCUGGUUUUAUUGUAUGUUUUUCUAGUCUUGGCAUCUUUUUUCUGCUGUUUUGAUCUCGUUUGUUUUGCAUCAGUCUCUGCAAGUACCUCCCUAGGUCCUUUUGUGGAAAGCCAUUUUUCAUAGUCAUCGUUAGCCUGCUGCAGAGUUUUUAUGUGUGUAAAGUAGCGGUGUGGAGUAUAAUAUAUGAAAGAAAGUAUUUUCAUCAUUUUUUCAUGUGUGAGUUUAUAUAUGUCAUAUGUGUGUCCAAUAGAUAAUAUAUAGGCUGUUUAUACACAGUAGAUGCACCUUAUAAAGCUUCUACUGUUCUAAAGGAGCUAAACGAAUAAUUCUGCCUUUUAAAUACAUUUGGAUUCUCUCAUCCACUGAGGUCCACAAGGCACAAGAACGGAAGGAGUCAAUUACUGCUGCCUGAUUCUCAAACUUCCCCAGCAUUUGUUUUGAGUACCUAAUGGCUAGUCUUAUUUAUGACAACCAGCAAUAGAUCCUAGACUAUUCAUACACCACCAGCUGAGAAUUAGCAGAGCUGCACUCUGGUCCAUCCCUGCCCUUCCCUUUGCUGACAUCCUCCCUGUGCCAGAGUGGAGGGGCAAUUGGCACAGGAACUGGCUUGGCCAGCUUUACACCUGUGGAGUUCUCUAAGUAAUUCUGAUCCAUCCAGCUGAGACUCGAUUCAGGGCUAUUUGUGCUGCUAAGGGAGCGCCAUGUGGUCAGAACUGAGUCAGAGAAUCUGGCUCUGGGAAUAUCUGGUUGAUAAUAACUGAAACUGGUUGAUUCUUUCAAAACAGAAGAAGCUUUCAGUGUAGCAGUCAUAUGGGGACUACAAAUAUUCUUUGUUACAAGUGGGACUGAAGAAGAUUCAAAGCAUUCCCAUAUGUUUCCAGACACUUAAAAAUCAGGAAGUCUAUUAUGUGGCCAAAGUGCUGAAAACCAUGAAACAGUACCCCGUAUAGCACAGAAAUGCUACACAUUUUCAGUCACUCAGAGACCUAGAUUUUUUGUUUGUUUUUUUUUUU